GGAAAAUUACAUAAAAUAAAAGCUGCAAACCGGUAAUAUUUACGUGUUUUUUAUUUUUGGCAUUUCGCUUAAAUUAAAAACUGUGCAGAGAGGAAAACAGCCAAAACCCGAGUCAUUAUCGGAAGUAUGAAAAGUUAUCACUACUUUGAUGUGCAAUUGAAAUUUCGUGAUUUUGACUCCGUUGUGCUGACACCGAUCUAUUUUCGUGGGAGCGUUUUGGGCUCAUUGGAGGGUUUCUUUGGUGAAAUUGGGGGCAAGACCAGUUUGGAUAUAAUCAGAUUUAGCAAGGAGCAGAGACGCGUAGUAUUCCGUGUGCCGGAAGAGUUUGCCGAGCGGACGCACACAGCGAUCACCUUGAUUGGCCAUUAUCAGGAGGUGCCCUGUCAUUUUCGUGUGCUAAAAUCAUCGAAGAAGCCCCUGGACUUUCAGAAAUUGACUAGCGAAGAUCAAGACGAGUGCGAGGAGUCCGCCAAAGGAGAGGAGAAGGAGGAGUCACUAUAA
Drosophila grimshawi is the source of this 501-nucleotide messenger RNA. RefSeq lists its product as uncharacterized. The transcript is spliced from 2 exons. The coding region runs from base 127 to 501 and encodes 124 amino acids. Gene Ontology annotation, biological process: tRNA 5'-leader removal. Gene Ontology annotation, cellular component: ribonuclease P complex. The record is from RefSeq and is a predicted model, not a curated record. Lineage: Eukaryota; Metazoa; Arthropoda; Insecta; Diptera; Drosophilidae.